AUGAAUAACAAAAAUGUGCCCACAGGACUUCAUUAUGUAUAUUCUCCUCAAGUGUAGAUGAGGAGUCUGGCAUCACUUAAAAUAAUAGCUCCAUUGUGCAUUGUAUUAGCAUUGUGUAGUGUUGUUAUAGGAUUCAUCUGGUAUGCCUUUAAUGGCUUGACUGAAUUCUUGAUAAUAGGAAUCAAUAAUAUAGCAGUUUUAUUCACAUGCAUAUUUUCUCUGUACUGGAGUCUUACAUCCAAAGCUAUUGGUAAUGAAGUCAUGGAUUCUCCAGAUGGAUAUCAUAAUAACACCAUACCAUACCUUCAUUCCCUAUUUACUUAAUUGGUUUGUGCCAUUGAGAGUGGACUUGUGUUGAGUUUGAUCGAAUACGAUUCCUACAAUCAAUUUUUAUUAGUUUUGCCAAUCUAGAUACUUGAAAUAUUUCUAUUAUUAUACAUGGCAAAUGUGAGUCGACAAUUCAACAUUAGAGAAUACGGUAUCCAAAGAUUAGUUGUUUAUGGAACAUCUGUUGUAAAUCUUUUAUUUUUGAUAUUUGCCUCAUUCAGUCUUAAAUAAGUUAUGCUAUAAAUAAACUCAUAACUCUAUUAAAUCUCAACAACUAAUGUAGAAAUAACUCUAGUCAAAUUAGUUUUAUUUGUUUUAUUUAUCACAACGUUGAUUGUUGCUAUGUUCAAUUUAAAAAGAAUCAAAAUUUACUUUGUGACACUUGCAUUUCUUAUCUUAAGUAUUUGUAUUUUAGCAUGUUGUAUUAAUGGUUUACUUGUUAGAAGAGUACAAGAAUUGGAAGUUGAACUUUCAACAAACUAAGGUUGUAAGUUUGCAAUGUAAUCCAUUUCGGAGAAGAGCUUAAAUGAUUAGUUGGAGUGUUCAGAAAAGUAUUUUGACUUAGAAUUAUCACCAUAUCUUCCAUGUGAAUAGGAUGUGUAAAGCUAUUAAUGGGAAGGCAAUGCAAAAAAUAAUAAAUUGGGAUGCAUUAAUUUGAAAUGUUGUAAUUCUGUCAAAGAAUAUGUCUUUAAUCCAAUCAAUAGUCUAACCAUAUGGCUUAACCUUAUAAUUAUGGUUGGAAUUGUAUAAUCUUUUAACACUGCAAUGUUAUCUGAAGGAUCAUACAAGAAAUUUAGAAUGCAUGUAGUAGGAGAUGCAAUGGUUUUCAUCAUCCUUGUUCUCUUAGCAAUCUUAGUAGUUGUGGCGUAUAACAUUACCCCUGAAUUAUCUGUAAAUGUCCAGCAUUCACUUGUCAAAUAGGAAGCCAUGUUGAAUGAGAUCACAGUUCUGCCAACACCCAUCUACAAGAAUUUCGACAAAUAAGAAAAAUUGGUUGGGUUUUACAAUCUAUAAAGUUGCGAACCUAUAUCUUCAGUUAUGAUCCAAAAGAUCGCAUUUAAAUCCACAGAAAAUUUGAAGGGAAUUACUCUAGCCAUAUCUGGAACUAAUGGAUAAUUUGUUGCUUUAAAAGAAUUCAACAAUGAGAAACUAAAAAUAAUCAUAGAUGAUGAAAUAACCAAAGCCAUAUUCUCAUCAUUGACUCAACCCUUUGAUGCCAUUAUUAUUUAAGGAGAUUUGGAGGAGGCUGAAAAAUUCUUUAAUAAUAAUCUCCAUUAUUGUUCAGAUAAUCCACUUAGUGCAGAUUUCGAUUUCAUUAUUGAAUAUUAUGAAAUUCCUUAAUAACAUAAUAGAAUGUUGUAAGCUUUAAGCAAGGAACAGUAACAGGUAGGAGAUUAAGCAUUUUAAUUCUACAAUGUUUAAAUCACAAUUGAAAAUUCUGCUGAUUUUACACCUAUUGCUGACACCCUUGUUGAAGUCUAUGAAGGUAAAUUCUUAUCAUAAUCAUGCCAAAUUAUACGACAAUUAGAAAACAACUUGCAUGAACUAAAAACAGAUGAGCAAGGAAAUGUAGUGGUUAACAACUUGAGUUAAGGAUACUCAUACACAGUUUUAGUCUAUAAAUCAGGGUUUAAGAAAUCAUGUUCUGUUCUUGAUCUCUAGAGAAGAGUGCCAAAAACCAAAUAUGUAUUUAGGUUAACAAAGAGCAUACCUAAACAUUCAGUCCGUAUAUUAUUGGAAUGGACAUCAAAGAAUCUCAAUCUUGAUUUAUAUGGUGUGUUUAAAGUGGGAGAACACCCUUGUUUAACUGGAGCCCUAUCUAAAUCAUGUGGAGGAAUGUAAUUGACAACUUUUUCUAAAAACGAUCAACAUAUAGAAGUGCUUGAUAUCUAUCAAUUAGAGCCAUAAGUCUAUACAAUAUUUGUGAAAAGAUUUCUGACUAGGAAUGAAGCUUUAGAUCUUUUAACGAAUUCAGUGGUUAGCUAACAAUGGAUUGAUGCAGAUCCUCAUAUAACUGUAUAUUUGAGUGAAUUAAACUACCCUUUAAUUGAAUUCAGAUUACCCUAAAAUAUCAAUCUUCAAAUGGAUAAAUUAGAUUUAACUUGGAUGGUCUUCAAAAUUGAUGGACAAUAAUCAGAUGCUCCAUAGACUUUACAAAAGAUGGAAUCUCUAAUUACAAACGAUGAAAUAAGGACGAACACUGCAUCAAACAAGCCUUUCUGGCCAGAAAUUUGA
This is a messenger RNA of Paramecium tetraurelia, 2562 nucleotides long. RefSeq lists its product as uncharacterized. The record is from RefSeq and is a predicted model, not a curated record. The transcript has 8 exons. NCBI's taxonomy places the organism in Eukaryota, Ciliophora, Oligohymenophorea, Peniculida, Parameciidae.